Molecule: messenger RNA, 771 nt
Organism: Daphnia carinata
Lineage: Eukaryota; Metazoa; Arthropoda; Branchiopoda; Diplostraca; Daphniidae
Product: keratin-associated protein 21-1-like
Exons: 4
Coding region: 98-589 (163 amino acids)
Source: RefSeq, a predicted model, not a curated record
UCCGCCAAAGUAUAUAAGCAGUAGCGAUUCAGUUGAAAAUCAUACUAAACUUGAUUUCUCAAGUAUCCAGUACACUCGUCUUUACUCCACUAAAGAAAUGAUUGCCUUUAAAAUUUUGAUUGCCGUUGCCUGCAUUGCCUUUGCCAUGGCUGAUGAAGAGCAAAAAGAAAUCGUUGAACAACAAGCGGCCGCUACCGACUCUGACACCGGCAAGGAUCUGCAAACGGCCGAGGGUACCCUCGGAGCGUAUGGAGGUUACGGCGGACUCGGCUAUGGCAAUGGAUUGUACGGGCAUGGACUCUAUGGUGCUGGAUAUGGUGGACUAGGAUAUGGCCAUGGAAUUGGUUAUGGAGCUGGUUACGGAGGUUACGGAUUGGGUCUCGGUUAUGGUGGAUAUGGUCUCGGAUACGGAGGAUAUGGAGCUGGUUACGGAUCCAACUACGGACAUAACCACGGACACAAUCACGCCAGUUCCGGUUACACCAGCGUUAACAAAGUGAUCAGCCAUGGAUCAAAGAGCCACAGCAAUAAUCACGCCCUCGGACAUGGUCAUGCUCAUGGAUACGGCCAUCACGGACUUGCUUAUUAAUAACGUUUUACUGACUGACCGCUUGAAUUCAUAGAGUAUUAUCAUAAUUAUACUGAGAAAAAAAAAUGACAUGUCUAUUAAGAAAGGGAGUUUAAUGGCCAUCAAUACAAACAAAGCUGAAACGCAUCAAACUUGGGCAUUUCUGUUAUAGUGUGCAGAAGUUUAUCGUAAACUGUAAUGCC